CCUUCCCCUACAUUUGGUUCGCGGCCUCCGCUUCACACGCUUAUGGCGCGCCUGGAACUCCUCUUCUCUCAUGGCCGUCGCCAUCUCUCGGCUCCGAAACCCCCAUUUCUAGGGUUUCUCCGCUUCUUCUCCUCCGACUCGUCCACUGUGAUCAAGCCAAUCUCCUACCCCGUUAAGCCGCAAGAGUCCUCGUCCUCUGAUGCGCCCUCUCAAACUCCGGCACCUCAACCAGAAUCUGAUUCUUCUAGUGCUCGACCGGAAGCUACGGUGCCGGAUUCUUCCUCGGAGCAGCCGAUACCGCGGCCAUGGACCCGUGCGGAUGCUCGGUUCGUGAAGGAUGCGCCGAGGAUCUCCCCGGUAUCGUACCCUACGAAGGUGGCGCCGUUACCUGAGGAUAGAACUUCGGAGGCUACGGAGGGUGGGGAUGAUGCGCUGAAGAGAGAGGCCAGGGAGAUUGAGAGCAAUGAGCGGGUGAAGAGUUAUUUUAGGGUGCAAGCGGAAGAGGUUAUCCCAUUUCCGACUCUGAUCAAGCAGGAGAAGCGGCCGCAGAAGCUACCAAUGGAUCUCGGGGAGGCCAUCAGGGAAAUGAAGGCUAGUACAACUACGAAAAAGCGUAAUUUCCUUGAAACUGUUGAAGCCCAUGUGAACCUUGGUGUGGAUCCGCGUCGAGGAGAUCAGAUGGUACGGGGUGCUCUAACUCUUCCUCAUGGCUCUGGGAAGACUGUCAGGGUUGCUGUAUUUGCUGAAGGUGCUGCAGCGGAGGAAGCAAAAGCUGCAGGUGCUGAUAUAGUUGGUGGUGAUGAACUCAUUGAGGAAAUAAAAACUGGAGGUGGCAAGAUUAACUUUGAUAAGUGCAUAGCAACGCCUAUGUUCAUGCCUCGCCUUUCCAAGAUAGCUAGGAUUCUUGGUCCUCGUGGUUUAAUGCCAAAUCCCAAACUAGGGUCUGUGACCAGUAAUGUUUCUAUUGCAGUAAAAGAAGCCAAGAGUGGUCGCAUUGAUUUCAAAAUUGAUAAAACUGCUAUCAUACAUGUUGGGCUUGGGAAGGUUAACUUCUCAGAUGAGGCCUUACGGGAAAAUAUUGGAGCUUUUGUGAAUGCUCUUUUGCUGGCAAAACCUGUUGGCCUGAAGAAGACUUCCAAAUAUGCUGGGUAUGUGAAAAACUUCACAUUAAGCAGCACGAUGGGCCCUGGUUUCCCUGUCUCGAUACAAUCUUUAUCUGUCGCCGCUGAUAACUACGUCAAACUACAAGUCAAGUGAUAUUCUGUUAUUAUCCAGACCUGGGAAACUCAGAACCGUAUGAUGCAGCAAUUCUAAUAUAUUUUCCUUAGUAGCUCACAACGCCCGUCUCGCGGGUAAUCGACAUUACAAAGAAGACAUUCUAUUAAACCCGGGAGGCAUGCAGGCAGGGUCUAAUUAUCAUUUAUCAAUUACAAUGCAAAGUUGGUGGCCUCUAAUGUCUCAUAAAAAUACAAACUUUUGUCACCAUUCAGUAUUGCUGGAAAUUUUUUUUAGGUGCUACUCUACAUAUGAAAAUUGUGAAUGUUGAACGUUUGAAUGAGAGCCUGAUGUGUUCUUAUUUAUGUACCAAUAAACAAAUUCAAACUAAACAGAAUGGAGGUCAUGUCACAGGGCAGACAUCCAAUAA
This is a messenger RNA of Dioscorea cayenensis subsp. rotundata (Guinea yam), 1645 nucleotides long. Its product is annotated as 50S ribosomal protein L1-like. The record is from RefSeq and is a predicted model, not a curated record. Gene Ontology annotation, biological process: translation. Lineage: Eukaryota; Viridiplantae; Streptophyta; Magnoliopsida; Dioscoreales; Dioscoreaceae. Gene Ontology annotation, cellular component: large ribosomal subunit. Gene Ontology annotation, molecular function: RNA binding; structural constituent of ribosome.